AUGGCGCGGCUCCCGGCGCCGCUAGAUCGCAGGAGCCCGGCGCCGGGGCGCUGCGCUGAGGCUCCCGCUCGGCGCGGCCCCAGAAGCCUGCAGGUGUCCUUGGCCUCUCGGCCGCCGCCCCGAAGACUCCUUCGCCAGCACCUAGAGCCCCGCUAUCCGGAGCGGCCCCGCCCCCCAGGCUUGGCGCCGCGCAGGACGCCCCGUCUGAGGCCCCCCCGCCCCGGCGCGGCCCCCGCAGCGCGGCGCCCAGCCCAGCGCAGCUCCCAGCCGCGGAUGCAGGACCCGAGGCUCGCUCCUGCGGGCGCGCUUGUUUUCUUGCUGCUGCCUCGCCCUGCGCAGCCCCCACUCGCCGCCUGGGCCCGCCGAGCUCCGGCUGCCCUGAAAACGUCCGCCUGGCCCCGGCAGCCGCUCGAAGGACUUGUUGCUGCUGCGCUACUGCCGCCGCUGCCACGGAGAAACCGGCAGCUCCCGGGCUUCGCGCGGUCUGGGAGCCGGAGGUUGGCCCUUGUGAGUGUGAGCGCACGCGUGCCCCGGACCCUCGCAGUGUGCCGGGACUGA
This is a messenger RNA of Sciurus carolinensis (gray squirrel), 558 nucleotides long. RefSeq names its product putative HTLV-1-related endogenous sequence. The record is from RefSeq and is a predicted model, not a curated record. NCBI's taxonomy places the organism in Eukaryota, Metazoa, Chordata, Mammalia, Rodentia, Sciuridae. The coding region runs from base 1 to 558 and encodes 185 amino acids. The transcript is spliced from 2 exons.